Lethenteron reissneri (Far Eastern brook lamprey) is the source of this 1052-nucleotide messenger RNA. Its product is annotated as platelet glycoprotein Ib beta chain-like. Lineage: Eukaryota; Metazoa; Chordata; Hyperoartia; Petromyzontiformes; Petromyzontidae. The record is from RefSeq and is a predicted model, not a curated record.
GUUGGAGCUUCAGUCGGCUUCGCCUGAAGACGGUGGCGUGCGUGGAGAUUGGAACGUCGCGAUCCGCCGUUGUUUUCUACGGACGCGAAUUGAUCGAAAUAGUCAAAGGUAGGUCACCCCGCCACCCCCUUCGUCUCUCCGACCUUCGCGAUCCGCCUCGCCGAUGACUUCCUCCCGGCGCCCCCCCUCCGCCCCUCCGGUGCUGCUCCCGGCGCUGCUGGUGACGCUGCUGGUGGCCUCCAAGGUAGCCCAGGCCUCAGCCAGCGGCCUCCCCGACGGCUGCAACCGCACCAAACCCGACCAAAGCGUCGUCGAAUGCUUCCAACGAUUCUCCGCCAACUCCAAGUUCAACGACAACGACCCCGAUACCCACAUCGAGAUGAUCGUCUUCGUCAACACCAGCCUCGAGCGCAUCGCCGACGGCGCCUUCGACGGCCUCCGGCACCUCCGAACCGUCGAGUUCCAUGCCCAGCCCGCCAACCCGUGGCGCUGCGACUGCGGCAUCUGGUACCUGCGUUCGUGGCUCGCCAAGCAGGCCGACCAGCGGCGGGUGGACCCGCGGCGGGCCGAGAGGUGCGCGGGGCCGCCUCCGCUGGCGGGCCGCGUGGUGUCGCUGCUGUCGAUGGAGGAGGCGCUGCGAGACUGCCUGCCGGCGUGCGCUGGGGCCCUGGCGUCCCACGGCGGCCUCUACCUGUCCGCGGUCGUCCACGGGGCCCUCGUGCUGUCGCUCGUCUACCUGGUGCGCAAGCUGCGGCGGCAGGCGCGGCAGAUUAAGGAACCCACAUACGUGGAGCCCAAAGAUGACAAGGAGAAAGCCUACGAGUUCGAGCAGACCUCGCCGAUUAAGACGAAGGGAGGAGGUGGUGACGGUGACGAUGGCGGCUACGCGCCCGUGGGCCCGCUACGCAAGGAAGAUCAGUACGCGGCGCUCGCACCGGCGGGCAAGGGCAAGGGUGGUGGCGGUGGUGGUGACGCUGGAGGCUACGCGCCCGUGGGCCCGCUACGCGAGGAAGAUCAGUACGCGGCGCUCGCACCGGCGGGCAAGGGCAAAG